AUGGAUAUUGAUGAUUCUAAUUCAUCCAAUGAUAAUGAAGAAUAUGAAAUGGAAGAGGAUAGAGAAUUUGAAAUGUUAUGUGGAUUAGCUUUGAAAGGGAUAAUAUUCGCUCGUAACUUACGUACGCCAUGUCACACUUCAGACCGUACAGGGCACAUGUUUAUUAAUGAAGUACUAAAUGGUCAUCCUAGAUGUUGUUAUGAGAUGUUUAGACUCAACGUACCGGGUUUUAGACAGUUAUGCAUAGAUCUUACUACAAAUUACGGGCUACAACAAACACGAAAAGUAUCUAUUGAGGAGUCUGUAGGAAUAUUCUUGAUGACUUUGGCUCAUGGGCGUAGCAAUAGAUUUGUGCAAGAAUUUUUUAAUCAUUCGGGGGAAACGAUUCACAGGCAUUUCCAUACAGUUUUGGAAGCCGUGCUAAAACUGAGUGCCGACAUCAUCAAGCCAGACGCAAACUAUAAUGAUGAUGAAUAUAUAUUAGAUAAGCUUCAGUAUUAUCCAAUGUUCAAGUUUUAUGUUUUUACUACUUGUUUGAAACGUAUAAUAAAUGUUUUUUUAUUUACAUAUAAAUAUUACGUUGUUGAUGCUGGAUAUCCAAAUACGAGAGAGUAUCUUGCUCCAUACAAAGGCACAAAUAUUCAUUAUCAUUUACCAGAUUUUCGACGUGGAUACACGGCUGCUAUUCAUGAACCUCGUGGAUCGAAAAAGAAAUUUAACUAUCUCCACUCAUCAUUGCGAAAUAUCAUUGAACGAACUUUUGGAGUGUGGAAAGCUAGGUGGGCGUUAUUAAGAGACAUGCAUGCUAAUUACAAGUACAAGAACCAAGUGAGAAUUGUGAUAGCAUCGAUGUCGAUCCAUAACUACAUUAGAAAGCUUGGUAGGUUUGAUGAAGUGUUUAAUAGGGCACAACAAGAAUCCUACAAUCCCGUACGAGGUGAUACCGGUAAUGAUGUUUACGAAGAAGGUCCAAGUACACGUCGCACGAGCGAUGAUGAUUUACAUAUGACAACAAUACGGGAUAUUAUUGCACAAGAUAUAAUCACAUUGCGAAGAUGA
This is a messenger RNA of Lactuca sativa (garden lettuce), 1059 nucleotides long. The record is from RefSeq and is a predicted model, not a curated record. NCBI's taxonomy places the organism in Eukaryota, Viridiplantae, Streptophyta, Magnoliopsida, Asterales, Asteraceae.